ACUCGGAGGGAGGCUCCGUUGGCGACCUUUUCGUUUGGGCAUCAUAGAAGAGGGAGGACGAAGGCUCUCCCCUUCCCUUUUUCUUCUCCACCUUCCACCCUCCAUGGCGGAGGAGUGACCCCGAGCAAGCCACCUCUCCACCCCCGUGCCUCCAAAACAAGCCCUUUCCCUCCCUUUUCCCCGGUUUUUCUGGUUUUUUCCGGGUGAUCUUUGGGGACCGUAUUGGUGGGGAAUUCGUGAGUUUGGGGUGAUUCGGGUGUGGUGGCUCUGUUCUGUGAUCGGGGUUCGUUUUAGUGUUCCUUUCUCUCCAAAAUCGUAUCUUUCCACUUGUCUUUAUCUUCUUUUGUGUUUUCUUGGCGUGUUUCUUGGGGCUAGAAUGAUUGGGGAAUGGUGAAUUUGGUGUGAUUUGGGUAAGGGUGCCUGUUCUUCGAUUAGGGUUUGUUUCUUUGGUGUUUUUUUUGGGGAGGGAUGGCGCCGGAGGGGAUUAUUUCAAUAUCGGUGGCUUCAGUGGUGGAGGACGUGCUGAAGCAGCAUGGGUCGAGGCUGAGUGACAUCGAUUUGGCUUCCAGGAAGGCAGAGGAGGCAGCGAUGAGAAGGUAUGAGGCAGCCGGUUGGCUGAGGAAGAUGGUUGGGGUCAUUGGUGGUGCUAAAGAUUUGCCGGAAGAGCCUUCCGAGGAGGAAUUCAGGAUCGGUUUGAGAAAUGGGAUCAUUCUUUGCAAUGCGCUCAACAAGGUUCAGCCUGGUGCAGUGCCAAAGGUGGUAGAAGCACCUGCAGAUUUUUCUGUUCUCCCAGAUGGAGCGGCUUUGUCCGCUUAUCAGUACUUUGAAAAUUUGAGGAACUUCCUUUGCGCACUUGAAGAGAUGGGUCUCCCAACAUUUGAGGCAUCAGAUCUAGAAAAGGGGGGUAAGGGCUCAAGAGUUGUCAACAGUGUCCUGGCUCUUAAGUCCUACCACGAAUACAAACAAACAGGCAGAAAUUUUUCCUGGAAAUAUGGUGGAAUAUUGAAACCUGCCGGCACAGGGAAAUAUUUCAUUAGGAAAAACUCAGAACCUUUCAUGAAUUCUUUGUCUAGGACCCUAUCAGGUGAAAAAUUCCAGGAUGGCUUGUCACUGGAGCAGAACUUAUGUGUCGACUUUUCAAUAGAAUCCUCUGAAAUGACAACUUCACAUUCACUGAAUAUGCUUGUCCGUACAAUUUUAUCAGAUAAGAAACCUGAAGAAGUUCCAGUGCUUGUGGAAUCAAUGUUAAGUAAAGUCAUGAAAGAAUUUGAACGUCGUAUUGCAAGCCAAAACGAGAUGGUGAAAACAACUGUGAGGGAUCUGGCAGAUGGUAAUAUAUCCAAUGGUUGUUUCUCCAAACCAGAUGUUUUGACAGAGGACUCAUCUGUUUUUGAUAAAACAAAGGCUUUGACCACUGACAAGAUUAAUGACAACAUUGAUGACAACAAUUCCUUCUCUGAACCGAAUGUUUUAACAGAGGUCUCUUCUACUUCUGAUGAAACAAAGAUGGAGAAGGUAGGGAACAUUCAUGUGAGCUCGAAAGAUGAAGAUGCUCUAAAUGAGAGGCUCCUAAAGCAACACAAGAUUGUUUAUCGACAACAAAGAGAGAUUCAGGAACUGAAACAUAUUCUUCACAGGACUAAAGAUGGUAUGGAGUUCAUGAAAUCACAGUACUCUGAAGAGUUUAGCAAUCUUGGCAAGCAUAUGCAGAUCCUUGCUCAUGCUGCUUCAGGUUAUCAUAAAGUUCUUGAGGAAAAUAGAAAGUUAUACAAUCAACUACAAGAUCUUAAAGGAAAUAUUAGGGUCUACUGCCGUGUGAGACCUUUCCUCCCUGGACAGUUUAGCAGCAUGAGCGCUGUCAGUCAUAUUGAUGAUGGAAAUAUUACAGUCAUGACCCCUGCAAAGUACUGCAAAGAGGGGCAUAAAUCUUUCACCUUCAAUAAAGUCUUUGGCCCGACUGCAACUCAAGAAGAGGUCUUUUCAGAUACCCAACCACUUAUUCGUUCAGUUCUUGAUGGUUACAAUGUCUGUAUUUUUGCAUAUGGCCAAACUGGAUCAGGAAAAACUUAUACAAUGAGUGGACCUAAAGAACUUACUGAGGAAGGUCUUGGCGUAAAUUAUAGGGCAUUAAAUGACCUGUUUCAUAUCUCAGAACAGAGAAAGGACACAUUUUGUUACGAAAUUGCUGUUCAGAUGAUUGAGAUAUAUAACGAGCAAGUGAGAGAUCUCCUUGCGAAUGAUGGUGGUAACAGAAGAUUAGAAAUUCGUAACAGCUCACAAAAAGGACUUAAUGUACCUGAUGCAAACUUGGUCCAUGUUGCAUCAACUUCAGAUGUCAUCGAAUUGAUGAACCUUGGUCAAAAGAAUCGGGCAGUGUGUUCAACAGCCAUGAAUGACCGCAGCAGUCGCUCUCAUAGUUGCCUGACCAUUCAUGUUCAAGGAAGGGACUUGACAUCUGGGAAUGUUCUUCGAGGAUGCAUGCAUCUAGUUGAUUUGGCAGGGAGUGAAAGAGUAGACAAGUCUGAGGUCAAAGGAGACAGGCUGAAGGAGGCACAACAUAUAAACAAAUCUCUUUCAGCAUUAGGAGACGUAAUAGCUGCCCUUGCACAAAAGAAUACGCAUGUACCUUAUAGGAAUAGCAAACUCACACAAUUACUCCAAGACUCUCUUGGCGGGCAAGCCAAAACAUUGAUGUUUGUCCACAUAAGCCCUGAGAUGGAUGCCAUUGGUGAGACCAUAAGCACUCUCAAAUUUGCUGAGCGGGUUGCCACUGUUGAGCUAGGUGCUGCCAAGAAGAACAAAGAUAAUGGAGAAGUCAAAGAGCUCAAAGAGCAGAUUGCUAGUCUUAGGGCAGCCUUAGCUAGGAGAGAGGGAGAAACUGAACAUAUAAGAAGUACAAUGUCUAGCCCUGAUACAUACAAGAUGAAGUCUGGUGCAAUCUCCCCAUCAUAUCCUAGCUUCAGGCAGCCAAUGGAGGAUGUUGGAAACAUAGAGGUCCAGAAUAAUUCUGCACUGAUGCAAAAGAAGGCAAACUAUGAUAUCCAAGAGUUAUUGAUGGAAGCUGAUCCUUCUCCAUGGCCAGAGAGCUGUGCCAGACUCCCGAAGACAGAUGAUAAAGAAACAAGUUCCGGAGAAUGGGUUGACAAGAUCAUAAUUAACAAGCAUGAAGCUGUGACUAGAGAUGAAGAUUCUCUUAGAGAUUGGGAAGGAGAUGGCACAAAACUCCCUGCUUAUUUUUAUCAAAGAUGUAUUCCUGAUGUAAGAGUUUAUGGGGAUCAGCCUAGAAAUCGAGCUGAGUCUGUAGCAACUGAUGAUUCCGAUGAUCUGGAUUUGGCAACCAGUGAUUCUUCAGAGCCAGAUAUGUCAUGGCAGUUCAAUCUUCCAAAACCUAGUGCUGCGGUCAAUGUGGUAGAAUCAAGGAUUAAGAAGCCUCAAACAAAGCUAAUAAAGAGCCCGGAUGUCAGGACUUCCCUCAUCCCAUCUCCAUCGCGGAAAGUGUCCAAUGGAGCUGGCCUAACAAGCAGCCGGCCAGGGAGGAAUCCCGUUUCUGGUGGCAUUGGUGGAAAGCGGUCAGCUAAUGGAAAAGUGGGAAGUGGAAAGCAAGGUUUACAUUAGAAAGGUGUGAUAUUUCCAGGCUUUCUUUUUAUGACAUGGCACAAGAGAUUGAGGGCCUUGUUUUCCCAUAGUGAGUGGCAAUAAUAAUUCUAGUUGCUCGUGUUUGUAACUAUGGAGAGCGGUCUUGAUCGGUGCGAAGGAGGAGGAUUCUCUCACCUUCUGCUUUGCUUUCAGGCCGGUCCAGAAGUGUCAGUAAUUCAUAACUCAAUUCAUUGUUUGUAUUAUUAACAAUUCAGGAAGAAAAGAAUAUAGAGAAAGGAAUACAAAAAGAUGAAAGUGGGAAAGCAAAAGCUAAUAACUACAA
Elaeis guineensis (African oil palm) is the source of this 3919-nucleotide messenger RNA. NCBI's taxonomy places the organism in Eukaryota, Viridiplantae, Streptophyta, Magnoliopsida, Arecales, Arecaceae. The record is from RefSeq and is a predicted model, not a curated record.